Messenger RNA from Amaranthus tricolor (Joseph's coat), 804 nucleotides. RefSeq lists its product as uncharacterized. Lineage: Eukaryota; Viridiplantae; Streptophyta; Magnoliopsida; Caryophyllales; Amaranthaceae. The coding region runs from base 1 to 804 and encodes 267 amino acids. The record is from RefSeq and is a predicted model, not a curated record. The transcript has a single exon.
AUGAGUGGAGGUGGGGGUAAUUAUACUUGGCAAUGCAACUUUUGCAAACAAAUAAAGAGUGGUUCAUAUACUAGAGUUAGAGCACAUUUGAUGGGUGUAGCAAAAGGUGGAAUUAGUCAAUGUCCUAGUGUAACAAAUGAGGAUAGAAUGCAAAUGAGAAACUUAGAAAGACAAGUUGAGCAAUAUGAAGUAUCUAGACAACCAAAAAGACCACCACUUCCUAGUCAAUCUUUGUCUUCUGAAACUUCUCUUUCACCAACUUCAUAUGCCAAGAAAAGAAAAUCUGACAACCCAAUCACCAAAGCUUUUGAUAUACAAGCUCGAAACAAUUUAGAUGCUGAGAUAGCAAGGAUGUUUUUUACUGGAGGAUUGCCUUUCAACCUUUGUCGAAACCCUUACUAUGUUAGUUCAUACAACUAUGCUGCCACAAAUAAUAUUCCUGGUUACAAUAAAAUGAGAACCACUUUGUUGGAUAGAGAGAAAGAAAAUGUUGAAAGGCUUUUAGAACCAACAAAGGCUACUUGGAGAGAAAAAGGGGUAAGUAUAGUGAGUGAUGGGUGGAGUGAUCCACAAAGGAGACCUUUAAUUAACCUCAUGGUGGCUUGUGAAGUUGGUCCUCUGUUCUUAAAGGCCGUUGGUUGCUCAGGAGAGGUAAAGGAUAAAGACUUUAUUGCUAGUUUGUUGAAUGAUGCCAUUGAAGAAGUUGGAGAGGACAAAUUUGGUGUACAAAUUCUCACUGAUAAUGCAAGCAAUUGCAAGACCGUUGGAGAACUUAUAGAGGGUAGAUAUCCACAUAUAUUUUAG